Molecule: messenger RNA, 2091 nt
Organism: Knipowitschia caucasica
Lineage: Eukaryota; Metazoa; Chordata; Actinopteri; Gobiiformes; Gobiidae
Source: the annotation of a GenBank genome assembly
AUGGUGCAGCUGUCCCAGAGCCCGCCCCCUCCCUCCUGUCACCGUGGCGACACCAGUCCGAGGGCGGAGCCUGAAGUGGAGGAGGCGGAGCAUACAGAGACGUACCCCGAAUACGAGCGCUACAUCGAGAACGGCCUCAUCUGCCUCAAACACAAAGUCCGCAACCUGGAGAAGAAGAAGAUCAAACUGGAGGAAUACAGACUGAAGCUGAACCAUGGGGCACAGCUGAACCCGGACCAGAUGGCCUCGUUGCUGAAAUACGAGGAGGUGACUCAUCAUUUGUCCUUUGCUCUGGAGCUGCAACACAAACUGGAUGCACUGACGCACAACCUGCUGCGCGCUCAGAGGAAGGCGCAGAGGAAGCAGCAGGUGGCGCUCUCGCACUCGCAGCGAUCUCGUCUGUCCACCGUCCUCCACAUGCAGCAGGUCCUCCUUGCUCUGGACCGAGACCAGGUCCAGACCGAUCUGGUUUCAGGACUUCACCAGGCCCCGAGAGUCCAGGUGCAGACCCUGCACCAGCUGGACCAGCUGCGCCCCCUGCUGGGAGUGACACGCGACUACAGCCUGAGUCUGACAGCGCAGAUGCAGCGAGCAGCAGGACUCUUCAUGGACCUGCUGGACGCCAAAGACAAACCAGUGAUCGGCUCCACCUUCAAGAGUUUGAAGGAGGAGCUGAGUGUCCUGUUGGACAGUCCCUACUUCAGCUCUCUGCCUCCAGAGGAGAAACCAUGUGACCAGAAGACCCCAGAGGAGAAACCAUGUGACCAGAAGACCCCAGAGGAGAAACCAUGUGACAAGAAGACCCCUGAGACCACAGAGGCUUCUGCUGUCGUGUCAGCCUCAAAGAGCAGCUCUGAGCAGGAGUCAGAGAAACUCUCAGCCCAAACCUGGGACUUGGACUUGGACGCUGAGCCUCCAGACCACUGGGACUCUGAGCUGCCUGAGCAGAGGCUCUGGAGGGGAGGGGCUGCGCUGGUGCCAAAGAACCAGGGGGGAGGGAGGGGGGAGGGGGAGGGCCGGCGGAAGGAGAAGAAAGUUCGGAGAGAAGAGUCUUUCAAACCUGUCCCUGUGGAGCUGCGGUCUCUUCCCACAGACUCAAAGCUGCGUCGACAGCGACUGGAGGAACUGCUGAGCCUCAACACAGCCUUCAGCUUCAUGCAGGACUCUGUGUUGGAGGGGAGCGGCUCCCCCUGCAGGCCGCACCAGAGACUGCACACACAAGCCUCCACCUGCCCCUCCUCUCUGGCUCCGUCUGACCCCAGGAGCCCACUGCCCACCACCCAUUCCACCCCGCUCCCUCCCAGACGCCUGGAGCCCAAAGACCUCCCCCACGGAGACACCCAAGACCUCCCCCACGGAGACACCCAAGACCUCCCCCACGGAGACACCCAAGACCUCCCCCACGGAGACACCCAAGACCUCCCCCACGGAGACACCCAAGACCUGCAGCGUCCCAAAGACCUCCCUCAGAGUCCUCUCCUGGUCCGGCUGAAGUCUCCUGUUGCACAGACCUUCAUCACACCACCGUCCAGGAGACCUCUGCCCUCGGCUCACUUCAACAUGAACGCGGUGAUUAAAGUGAAGCACACACUGCCCCCUGCUGGAUUCUGCAGUUCGUCACAGGAAGUCACAGCUGCUGUCAGCGUCAGCACACAGACCCCACCAGAGUUCUGCCCCCCAGAGGACGACAUGGUUUAUGCAGAUUACGACGCUGGCAGCUUCCUGUCUCCGAGCCAAUCAGGAGGAAGACCCGCCCACUAUCACCAACCUGGGAGAGGAAGUCCACAUCUGCAGGAACCUGGAACCUUCUACAGCUCCAGAGUGAGUCCCUGGUCCUCAAAGGAGGGGGAGGCAGGGGGGAGGCAGGGGGAGGCAGGGGGGAGGAGGGGGGAGGAGGGGGGAGGCAGGGGGAGGAGGGGGGAGGAGGGGGGAGGAGGAGGGGGAGGCAGGGGGGAGGAGGGGGGAGGCAGGGGGGAGGCAGGGAGGAGGAGGGGGAGGCAGGGGGAGGAGGGGGGAGGCAGGGGGGAGGCAGGGGGGAGGCAGGGGGGAGGAGGGAGAUCUGCUCCAGGACAGACCUCAGUUCCUUUUUGA